GUCCCCAUGAUGUACGUCACCAUAUAAGUGGUUGUCACUGCGUGUGUUGUCUGUGAAAAGUAUCAAGUAAUAUAAAAUUAUCUGUGACUAGGGAAUACAUAUGCAUAAAUGAUUCCUAUGAUACUGAUGAAUAAUAUUUUUAUUGCGCUGCUUGCAUCGUGACGUACAGAAACAAUAGUUGGGUAAGGUUAGCAUUUUAAAAAUGGAGCACGAAGACAGUGAUACUGAUUUAGAUAUUUUAAAUAAUCUUAUAUCAAAUGAUACUGAGGAGACAGAGCAAUCUGAACAGUUUGAACAACCUGAACAGCUAAAGCAAUCUGAACAGCCAAAACCACCUGAAGCAAAGAGAACAUUAACAGAACUGCAGUUUAGUUUUUUAGAUUCUAUAGCUAAUAAUAUAGACAAUGAGGAUAAACCAGCCAAUGAAAAAGUCUCCAGUGAGAUUCAUGACGACAAGCUGGACUCCUCAGAUGAUGAAGACAGGCGUUAUUUCGAGGAGCAAAAAUAUUCCAACUAUGGACGUGAUGUAAAGCAGUUGUUGAAAGGACAUUUCAAACCUGAACAACCAGUAAAAUUAUCACUUGAUAAUAAUAAGACUUUUACAAAAAAAAAUUGUAACAAAACUUUUGACUUUAACAAUAUUAUAAAAAGCGACAAAAAUAAUAUUUUAAUAUCAAAAGACGUGUACAGCGAUCCCUUCUUUGGAAUAAGAAUUGUUAGUCCACUCGUAUCCUCCGCCGAAUUGAAAGAACGCAUGGAAGGCAAGAUAGCUGUAACAAUAUCCAGAAUAAAGAACCACAUCGUCUCCGACAAUGUGCACAACGACUGGGUGAUCGCCGGCGUGUUAAUCAGCAAAUCGGAUACGAAGACUUCGCAAAAGGGUUCCUCUUAUUGCAUCUGGAAAAUAAGCGAUUUGUCCGACGACUUGAAGACUGUGACUGUCUUCUUGUUCAGCAAUGCGUACAAACAAUUGUGGAAGACUAUCACCGGCAAUGUCAUAGGUAUCCUCAACCCGAAUGUACUCGAGAGUAAAGACAACGUCGAUCAGGCGACACUGUCGAUUGAUAAUCCCCAAAAAAUGAUGAUUCUCGGUCGGUCCAAGGACAUGGGUAAAUGCAAAUCGGUGAAGAAGAACGGGGAUGCGUGCACCGCAGUAGUGAAUACCAGCCGAUGCGAGUACUGCAUCUACCACGUCAAGCAAGAAUACAAGAAGUGUUCACGACGUGCAGACUUGCGGUCGAGCAAUACCGGAUAUGGCUUCACUGACGACACGUUGAAUCGUAUGAACAAGCAAAAUGUGCGGAAACCUUAUAACGGAAUGGCACCGUUUGUGCCGGUGUUGGCAAAACGCAAUGAGAAGCUGUAUGAGAAAGACCGCGCACGUCUGGAGUUGUUGGCCGGAGCGACUUCAGGUAAUAAUGAGAAGACCAAGAAGACGAAGGACGAACAGAAAACUAAGGUCAUCACCGACGUUAAGAAAAAAGGGGUGACCGUCGAGCUGACGAGCAAUCAAUCCAGAUUGGACCAUGAGCGACUCAACAAGUUGAGAGGCUGGCAGCCCACGAAACAAGUAAUGAUGCAGUCGACAACCAACGGGCCGGUUCUGUGUUCCAGCCCUUCAGUGCAACCGAAGGGGAGCAAUCUCACAGCCAGCAAACUUAAAACCAACCCGAUGGACAAAAAGAUCUCAUUAACCUCCUUGUCUUCGAACCCACGACUGGGAACAGGUUGUAAACAGGGUAUGAUAGAUUUCUCAGAGCCGACCAAGCAACAAGUUCGCUCUGCCAAGAUGAACGCGAUCAAGUGGGUGCAGCAGCACGGGAAGAUCACGGCGAAAAAUCCGAAUCAAGUGCGCGUGAGCUCGCAAGAAAAGCUAGAGAAGAGCGUAAAGCGUCAGCGAGAAAACGAUGAGCGAGAGGAACGGGACGCGAAGAGGGCGAAAGUAAACGACAAGUUCAAGGAGUUGUUGGCGGUCAAGUCCUCGCACACCGAUCUGAUUGAGAAGUCGUAUGAUGAGGAGAAGGAGAAGUACUUCGACAAGCUGGAGGCGAAGGAGCGGAUGGAGGAGAAGAUGAUGAACACCUUCAAGGUCAACUGCAAAGCCGUGACAUGCUUGACAUGUAAAUACACAGCGUUCUCGGCGUCGGACAUGUGCAAGGAGCAGCGGCAUCCGUUGCGCGUGGUCGACGCCGUUAAGAGGUUCUUCAAGUGCGCUGACUGCGGCAACAGAACCGUCAGUCUGUACCGUAUGCCGUCGCACACCUGCGGUAGGUGCAACGGCUCCAGCUGGGCCAGGGCGGCGAUGAUGGACGAGAAGCGGACCGUUAUCGCCGCGGCGACCCUCUCCAUACGCGGUGCCGAGGAGAAGUUCCUGGGCUCGGCGGUGAAGGACGACAGUCUCAAUCUCCUCGUCCCGGAUGCGGACUAGUGCAUCUUGUCAUUUGCUCAUGAGUAUUGCUGUCUCGCUCUUGAUGAGGAAUAUUUUUCUAUUGAGUUCCAAUGCUUUUUCUCAAGCACCUUAGAUAUAUGUAGACAAGUGCAAAAAUUUAGAGACUGCAGGACAUUCAGAAUUGACUACGAUGCGAAAUACGGUGCCUUUUUACUCUCGGUCUACCGCACGUGAACAUGUACGUGAUGUGUAUAUAAAGCGUUUGUAUAUAUAAAAUAUAUAAGGACUUAAAUGGCGCUAGAAUGUGCCAUCAAUGUCGAUGCCAGAAGAUAUCGUAUGAAUUGGUAAUAGAAUUGUUUUUAAUACUCAUUUGUAUAUGAUAAAUAUAGCGAUUCAAGAAUAACAGCGCACAUUGAACACGUCGUUUGCGAAUCAAUGCGAAGUCAAAUUAAUCGUCGUCGACUGAGAUCUUAUAAGAAUGAACUUUCUAACCGAUCAUGUGAGGCUGAUACUUAAUUUCUAUGUAUAUUUUAUAUAUCUUAGAAUCUAUAAACAAUCCUUUCAUUUAAUAUCCUUCUGUUUAUUGUCAGUAUUAUCAGUUUCUUUUUUCCUUUUUUUUUCUCUCCUUACUCUGUAUGAAAUGUACAAAUAUAAAGAAAUCCUAAGGGCGUACUUCUUUGCACAUUUCCGAAACGAAAUACACAUCGGAUUCUCUCUCUCUCUCUCUCUCUCUCUCUCCGUCCGAGAUUUAUACAGCGAGCAGAAACGUUCUGAUACAACCAGGUACAACAAUCGUAUAAAAAACACUAUGUCAUCUUCCAUCUCGACUAUGUUCUUCGCUAAAUCACGAUCAUUUGAGGUUUACGUUUAGGCUGAGGAGAGUCACUGUCUUCCUUGUGUAUCUCAGUUUGUCUUCGACAGGGCUUUUUUACUAUUCUCGUCACGAGCAAAACUGUUCCUCUCCCUGUUCACGAACGGAACACGAAUUGCCUGAAGGUAGACGUCGGUAAAGUUUCUAAAUAUGAAGAAUUGUGGUUGGGGUCCGGAAGCAUCGCGUUGACAUAAACCACCG
Molecule: messenger RNA, 3461 nt
Organism: Harpegnathos saltator (Jerdon's jumping ant)
Lineage: Eukaryota; Metazoa; Arthropoda; Insecta; Hymenoptera; Formicidae
Gene: Mcm10
Product: minichromosome maintenance 10 homolog
Exons: 2
Coding region: 203-2428 (741 amino acids)
Biological process (GO): DNA replication initiation; DNA replication
Cellular component (GO): nuclear replication fork; nucleus
Molecular function (GO): single-stranded DNA binding; DNA replication origin binding
Source: RefSeq, a predicted model, not a curated record